CAUACCCCUUGUAAAAUUGCUCGUAUUGCUUUCUUCCCAUUUGAAGACCUCUUCAUUCUCUGCACUGCACCCGCCAAAACUCAACGCUCUUAUGGUUCUGAGGAAAACCUUUACCCUCACAACCUCUCGUUAUCACACUUCUGCCACUGCCUUCAUCACACCGCAUAAUCUCCUUGAACUUCUUCAGCUCACCGUCGACCACCGUGCUCACAGACUCACCCAGCAAUGUCACGCUCAAAUCCUCACAAACGGGUUCGCACAAAACCCUUUCCUCACCACCAGGCUCGUCUCUGCAUACGCCACUUCUGGAGACUUAAACAUGUCACGCCUCGUUUUUCACUCCAUUGAGGCCAAGAACGUUUACCUCUGGAACUCGCUGAUUAAUGGGUAUGUCAAGAAUCGUGAAUUUGGCCAUGCCCUUGUGUUGUUCCGCGAAAUGGGUCGCAGUCAUGGUGGUGAUUGUGUGUUGCCGGAUGAUUACACGCUUGCGACGAUUUCCAAGGUUUCCGGUGAGCUUCAGGACUUGGUUUACGGGAAAUUGAUUCAUGGGAAGAGUGUGAGGGUUGGGUUUGUGUCUGAUGUUGUUGUUGCGAAUUCGGUGAUGGCAAUGUAUAGUAGGUGUGGGGAGUUUGGUGAUGCGAUGAAGGUGUUUGAUGAAAUGCCUCAGAGGAAUGUGGGGUCAUUUAAUGUUAUGAUUUCGGGGUGGGCAUCGUUGGGGAAUUUUGCUUCGACUUCGGGAGGUGAUUUGUGGUGCUUUUUUCGAAGGAUGCAAUGUGAAGGGUAUAAUGCUGAUGCUUUCACGAUUGCGAGUCUGCUGCCUGUGUGUUGUGGUAAAACUGGGAAGUGGGAUUAUGGGAGGGAACUUCACUGUUAUCUUGUGAAGAAUGGAUUGGAUUUGAAGAUGGGUUCUGAUGUUCAUUUGGGGUCUUCUUUGAUAGAUAUGUAUUCGAGAAGCAAGAAACUUGUUCUUAGCAGGAGAGUGUUUGACCAGAUGAAAAGCAGAAAUCUAUAUGUAUGGACGGCUAUGAUCAACGGUUAUGUGCAGAAUGGAGCACCUGAGGAUGCAUUGAUUCUUCUCCGUGAGAUGCAAAUGAAGGAUGGGAUGCGACCCAAUAAAGUAUCACUUAUUAGUGUGCUUCCAGCUUGUGCUUUGCUUGGUGGAUUAAUCGUAGGGAAACAGAUACAUGCGUUUUCUACUAAAGUGGAGUUAAAUGGCGAUACUUCCCUAUUUAAUGCUUUAAUUGAUAUGUAUUCCAAAUGUGGGAGUUUGGAUUAUGCAAGCCGAGUCUUUGACAAUGUUUCUUACUUCAGAGAUGCUAUCACUUGGAGUUCAAUGAUCUCUGCAUAUGGAUUACAUGGGAGAGGAGAGGAAGCUGUUGUAACAUAUCAGAAAAUGCUUCAGCUAGGGAUCAAACCAGACAUGAUAACAGUGGUCAGUGUUCUUUCUGCUUGCAGCAAGUCAGGGUUGGUAGAUGAAGGGAUGGGUAUAUAUAACUCACUGAUUACAAGGUAUCAAAUGAAACCAACAGUUGAAAUUUGUGCUUGUGUUGUAGAUAUGUUAGGUCGAUCAGGCCAGCUUGAUCAAGCCUUAGAGUUCAUCAAAGGAAUGCCUUUAGAUCCUGGUCCAAGUGUUUGGGGAUCUCUUUUAACUGCCUCUGUAAUGCAUGGGAAUUCAAUGACAAGAGACCUUGCUUAUAGGUGUCUCUUAGAGCUAGAACCUGAAAACCCUUCCAAUUAUAUCUCGCUUUCAAAUACAUAUGCUUCUUAUAAAAGAUGGGAUGUGGUAACUGAGGUGAGAACAAUGAUGAAAGAAAGAGGUUUAAAGAAAGUUCCAGGUAUCAGUUGGAUAACUAUUAGUGGUAAUACUCAUUCUUUUGCUGUUGGUGACAAAGCACAUCCUUCUUCUAGUUUAAUCUAUGAUAUGCUUGAUGACCUUGUAGCAAUAAUGACAGAUGGUUGUGCUGAUAUGGAUAUUCUUGCUUAAACCUCAGCCAUGUAGCUCAGCCAACUCUGGAACUGUUUGUUUAGCAAUCACUCAAAUCUCAAUACUCAAUAUCAGAUAUGCAUAUGCUAUUUCAUUACUUGAGGGUGAAAAACGGCAGAAAAGCCCCAACUUAUCAAGCAUGGUGACUGCAAUCAGUCCCCCCCUGAGAUACUGAGAGCAACAAAUUCUGCAUGUACUCUAACCAUCUGGAAUAAGAAAAGGGGAGGAAAAAACCCUUAAAGAUAGGAAACCAUAGGGAACCAUAUACCAGAAUAGGGAUCUUGGUGGAAUUCACGUCCUGAUUAACAACCUGAUACCAGGGGUCUUCAUUAGAAAUGUAGUAGCAGUAACAGGAAGUUGGCAGAAUGUGUUAGCAGAUGUUGAUUCAACUGUUCGUGCCGCAGAGAGAGAAAAAAUUUGUCAUACUAUCAGUUUCAAUUUUCUUUGAUGAAAUUUUGGUUGUUAGCUUAAAUCCUCUCUUCGAUAGUUUGCCUCAUAUCAAGAUGAAUAAUUAUUUUCGAGUAAAUGUUGGAUGAAGGAUCGAACAAGACCCGAUCUUCUCUCAAACUGAUGGCCCGAGUCCGGAAUUCUCCUUCGCCAGUGAUCUUCAUCAUCUCCAAUAUGUAGGUUCUAUGCAAUGACAUUCUGACGCCCAAAUCAGAAUUAUCUUUGUAGAGUAUUGAUAGUGUCAAUUGUAUGAACUUGUGUAAUUAUAGGCCUCAUCUUUAUAAGGAGAGAGGAGGACAAACUCUCGACGAGUCAAUGUCAUUUGAGUUCUCAGGUACAACAGUCAACAGAGGAUGAACUUGUUCAAUCCCCCUUGGUCUGGUAUGGGCUGAUCAAUAUGUAUAUUACUUAGGCUGACCGAAUCAUGUAUUAAAUGGGCCGGGUAACCCAUGAUCCAGCCGGAUCAAAACCCAACUAUAAAUAAAGAAGGACCGCCCAAGCGGCAGGGAUCCUAUCAUUUUUCACGCA
This is a messenger RNA of Lotus japonicus, 2959 nucleotides long. RefSeq names its product pentatricopeptide repeat-containing protein At3g12770-like. Bases 92 to 1984 code for a protein of 630 amino acids. Gene Ontology annotation, biological process: RNA modification. The record is from RefSeq and is a predicted model, not a curated record. The transcript has a single exon. Gene Ontology annotation, molecular function: RNA binding; protein binding. NCBI's taxonomy places the organism in Eukaryota, Viridiplantae, Streptophyta, Magnoliopsida, Fabales, Fabaceae.